Ostertagia ostertagi is the source of this 660-nucleotide messenger RNA. The record is from the annotation of a GenBank genome assembly. Lineage: Eukaryota; Metazoa; Nematoda; Chromadorea; Rhabditida; Trichostrongylidae.
AUGAGGUUAGCUUAUUUUAGAGAUCAGAAGAAAGCCGAAGAGCUUGAAGCUCGUGUUCGAAUCCCUGAGGCUCGUGCAAAGCUCAUCCAAAGACGAGAUGGUUACAUGUAUUUUCUGGCGAAACUAGUAUGGCAGCCGAGUGGACCCAAGCUUGGUCUCGGUAUCAAGCACUUUCAAAAUCGAGUACUUGUAUCGCGUUGCGAUGCUGGUUCUUUGUCAGCCACUCAACUAGCGGUCGGCGACCAUAUUAUCGAUAUUGAUGGUGUGCCUGUCACCGAUAAGGACGUCGCUAGAGAUCUACUAAUCAAAGCGCUGCAGGAGAAGAAAGAGGUGACAGCUGUAGUGGAGCGACCCGAGUCGAUGGAAGCGAAACACUGGACACAACAAGCUCUUGUCACCCAGGUUUGCCAACCGCCGUCUGUUCAAAUGAACUCGGAUGUGCGUGCCAUAGCAGCUCGUGAACGUGCCAAGGUCAAACAACCGAAACCGGUAUGGCAAUUAUUUUACCGAAUGAAAUCAAAGCUCAGAUCCCCUACGAAUAGUCAAAUACUAGCCAGCCCUACACCUCCGCUUUACGGUAAAGCCGCGAAAGCGGUGUCGCGCGCGGCAGUUGCGGCGGAAAGCACCAUACCCAAUGAUUUCGCAUCCGUGCACAUUUGA